CCUUCACAGAAGGAGAGGCUGUCAUUCAACGAUUAGUGCCUUGAGCUAUCCAACCAACAACAUUUCAAGCCUGCUACCUUUCAACAAAUCACUUUUUUUUGUUUGUAAAUUAUUAUUAUUAUUAUUAUUUGUAGUUCAUUUCAGGAGGACCAUAAUGAACGUUUUAUAGCCGAAUACUGAAAACCGAGUGGAUUUUUACUGACCUCAAGAUGUCUAUACUGUCAUUCACUUUCCCGAUUGUGAAGAGGCUUUUAGGCUGGAAAAAGGGCGAACAGAUAAAUGGACAAGAGGAGAAAUGGUGCGAAAAGGCAGUGAAAAGUCUCGUAAAGAAAUUGAAGAAGACAGGACAGCUGGACGAGUUGGAGAAAGCCAUCACGACCCAGAAUAUCAACACCAAAUGCAUUACCAUACCAAGGUCUCUAGAUGGUCGUCUCCAGGUGUCCCAUCGCAAAGGCCUUCCCCAUGUCAUUUACUCUCGUCUGUGGCGUUGGCCAGACCUGCAGUCGCCCCACGAGCUCCGGGCCAUAGAGCUGUGUGAGUACGCCUUCCACACCAAGAAGGACGAGGUGUGUGUCAACCCCUACCAUUACCAACGCGUCGAGACACCAAUCCUCCCUCCUGUCCUGGUUCCUAGACAUACAGAAAUCCUUACAGAGUGUCCUAUUUUAGACGACUACAGCCAUUCUAUCCCUGAGAACACCAUCUUCCCCUCUGGCAUCGAGCCGCAGAGCAACUACAUCCCAGAGACCCCUCCUCCUGGGUAUCUGAGUGAGGAUGGAGAGGCUUGCGACCACCAUCUUAACAACCUGAUGAACACAGUAGGCUCACCUGGUAACCUGUCACUAGAAUCAGCCUCACCAACACACAGCACUAACCUGGACCUACAGCCGGUAACAUACUGUGAGUCAUCGUUCUGGUGCUCUAUGUCCUAUUAUGAGUUGAACCAGCGUGUGGGCGAGACCUUCCAUGCCUCCCAGCCCUCUCUCACUGUCGACGGGUUCACAGACCCCUCCAACUCAGAACGCUUCUGUCUGGGUCUACUGUCCAACGUCAACCGCAACGCUGCUGUGGAGCUCACACGCAGACACAUAGGCCGGGGUGUGAGGUUGUACUACAUCGGAGGAGAGGUGUUUGCAGAGUGUCUUAGUGACAGUGCCAUCUUUGUCCAGAGUCCCAACUGUAAUCAACGCUAUGGCUGGCACCCUGCCACUGUCUGCAAGGUCCCUCCAGGCUGUAACCUGAAGAUAUUCAAUAACCAGGAGUUUGCAGCUCUGCUGGCCCAGUCGGUGAACCAGGGCUUUGAGGCCGUCUACCAGCUCACCAGGAUGUGCACCAUACGCAUGAGCUUCGUGAAGGGCUGGGGCACCGAGUACCGGCAACAGACCGUAACCAGCACCCCUUGUUGGAUUGAGCUGCACCUCAAUGGCCCCCUCCAGUGGCUGGAUAAAGUACUGACACAGAUGGGCUCCCCCAGCAUCCGCUGUUCUAGUGUCUCCUAAAUACAGACAGAACGCAGACAGAACAGUCAUUCUGGAAAAGUACCUUUUCUCUCAUGGCUAACUAACUUACUAGGAAGUUUGAAAAGACAGGCUGAGUGGGCGGGGAAGUUAUAUUCAUGAUUUCGCCUUGACUGACAGCUCUUUGAAAGCCGAUGUCAAGCAACUUGGGUACAGUGAGCAGUGUUUUUUAUUUUACCUUUAUUUAACCAGGCAAGUCAGUUAAGAACAAAUUCUUAUUUUCAAUGACGGCCUGGGAACAGUGGGUUAACUGCCUGUUCAGGGGCAGAAAGACAGAUUUGUACCUUGGAUGUCAUAAGGUGAAUUCACCAAUUUGUAAGUCACUCUGGAUAAGAGCGUCUGCCAAAUGACUUAAAUGUAAAUGUUGUCAGCUCAGGGGUUUGAACUCGCAACCUUCCGGUUACUAGUCCAACACUCUAACCACUAGGCUACCCUGGGAGUGAAAUCAUCUCAAGCCAUUGUGGUGAUACACAAGGUAACUCAAACAGCAUUGAAAAUGCAUCAAUUAUGUCAACAACUAAAAUUCAUACAUCCACCAUUUGGCAUGUCCCUUGUGAUGCAGUUCACAGCAGCACUGACGGAUGUGUUGACAUGACAACUGCAUCUGAGUUUUGAACGACCCUUACCCUCCUUUUGUUCCAUGCUGGCUGAAGACCUAGCUAGCCAGUAACUAGGUAACACCAGGCAGAUGUAGACCUAGCUAGCCAGUAACUAGGUAACACCAGACAAAGACCUAGCUAGCCAGUAAUUAGCUAACAACAGACAUAAAGACCUAGCUAGCCAGUAACUAGCUAACACCAGACAGAUGUAGACCUAGCUAGCCAGUAACUAGCUAACACCAGACAUAAAGACCUAGCUAGCCAGUAACUAGGUAACACCAGACAUAAAGACCUAGCUAGCCAGUAACUAGGUAACACCAGACAAAGACCUAGCUAGCCAGUAAUUAGCUAACAACAGACAUAAAGACCUAGCUAGCCAGUAAUUAGCUAACAAAAGACAUAAAGACCUAGCUAGCCAGUAACUAGCUAACACCAGACAUAAAGCCCUAGCUAGCCAGUAACUAGGUAACACCAGACACAAAGACCUAGCUAGCCAGUCACUAGCUAACAACAGACAUAAAGCCCUAGCUAGCCAGUAACUAGCUAACACCAGACAUAAAGACCUAGCUAGCCAGUAACUAGGUAACAACAGACAUAAAGACCUAGCUAGCCAGUCACUAGCUAACACCAGACAAAGACCUAGCUAGCCAGUAACUAGGUAACACCAGACAUAAAGCCCUAGCUAGCCAGUAACUAGCUAGCCAGUAACUAGCUAACAACAGACAUAAAGACCUAGCUAGCCAGUAACUAGCUAACAACAGACAUAAAGACCUAGCUAGCCAGUAACUAGCUAACAACAGACAUAAAGACCUAGCUAGCCAGUAACUAGGUAACACCAGACAAAGACCUAGCUAGCCAGUAACUAGGUAACACCAGACAUAAAGCCCUAGCUAGCCAGUAACUAGCUAACAACAGACAUAAAGCCCUAGCUAGCCAGUAACUAGCUAACACCAGACAUAAAGCCCUAGCUAGCCAGUAACUAGCUAACAACAGACAUAAAGCCCUAGCUAGCCAGUAACUAGCUAACACCAGACAUAAAGCCCUAGCUAGCCAGUAACUAGCUAGCCAGUAACUAGCUAGCCAGUAACUAGCUAACAACAGACAUAAAGACCUAGCUAGCCAGUAACUAGCUAACACCAGACAUAAAGCCCUAGCUAGCCAGUAACUAGCUAACAACAGACAUAAAGCCCUAGCUAGCCAGUAACUAGCUAGCCAGUAACUAGCUAACAACAGACAUAAAGCCCUAGCUAGCCAGUAACUAGCUAACAACAGACAUAAAGCCCUAGCUAGCCAGUAACUAGCUAGCCAGUAACUAGCUAACAACAGACAUAAAGACCUAGCUAGCCAGUAACUAGCUAACAACAGACAUAAAGACCUAGCUAGCCAGUAACUAGCUAACAACAGACAUAAAGACCUAGCUAGCCAGUAACUAGGUAACACCAGACAAAGACCUAGCUAGCCAGUAACUAGGUAACACCAGACAUAAAGCCCUAGCUAGCCAGUAACUAGCUAACAACAGACAUAAAGCCCUAGCUAGCCAGUAACUAGCUAACACCAGACAUAAAGCCCUAGCUAGCCAGUAACUAGCUAACAACAGACAUAAAGCCCUAGCUAGCCAGUAACUAGCUAACACCAGACAUAAAGCCCUAGCUAGCCAGUAACUAGCUAGCCAGUAACUAGCUAGCCAGUAACUAGCUAACAACAGACAUAAAGACCUAGCUAGCCAGUAACUAGCUAACACCAGACAUAAAGCCCUAGCUAGCCAGUAACUAGCUAACAACAGACAUAAAGCCCUAGCUAGCCAGUAACUAGCUAGCCAGUAACUAGCUAACAACAGACAUAAAGCCCUAGCUAGCCAGUAACUAGCUAACAACAGACAUAAAGCCCUAGCUAGCCAGUAACUAGCUAACAACAGACAUAAAGCCCUAGCUAGCCAGUAACUAGCUAACAACAGACAUAAAGACCUAGCUAGCCAGUAACUAGCUAACACCAGACAUAAAGACCUAGCUAGCCAGUAACUAGCUAACACCAGACAUAAAGACCUAGCUAGCCAGUAACUAGCUAACAACAGACAUAAAGACCUAGCUAGCCAGUAACUAGGUAAAACCAGACAGACCUAGCUAGCCAGUAACUAGGUAACAACAGACAUAAAGACCUAGCUAGCCAGUAACUAGCUAACAACAGACAUAAAGACCUAGCUAGCCAGUAACUAGGUAAAACCAGACAGACCUAGCUAGCCAGUAACUAGGUAACAACAGACAUAAAGACCUAGCUAGCCAGUAACUAGGUAACAACACACAUAAAGACCUAGCUAGCCAGUAACUAGCUAACAACAGACACAGAUGAAAGUAUAAGUAUAUUUGCCAUAAAUGAAUAGGUUAAACAUUGUAUUAUAUAUGCUGACAUCCUACAGUCAAAUUGUGGCACCAGUAGAGUAGCUAUCUAGUUAUAUAAAGCACACCCCUCUGCAAACACAUCUUCUCCGAUGUGGUUGUUAUUUAAAUUAGUUACGAGAAUAUCACGUUACCAUUGGUGUAUUAAAAUGAGAGUUAACCUGUGAUGUCACCUUAAUAAUGAAUCCAAGUGUUUGACCCCGGGGACCAGAGACUUUAGGAUCAAACGUGUA
This is a messenger RNA of Oncorhynchus masou masou (cherry salmon), 4742 nucleotides long. It is a transcript of the gene smad3b, whose product is annotated as SMAD family member 3b. The record is from RefSeq and is a predicted model, not a curated record. The transcript has 9 exons. Gene Ontology annotation, cellular component: heteromeric SMAD protein complex. The coding region runs from base 210 to 1499 and encodes 429 amino acids. Gene Ontology annotation, biological process: cell differentiation; positive regulation of transcription by RNA polymerase II; activin receptor signaling pathway. Lineage: Eukaryota; Metazoa; Chordata; Actinopteri; Salmoniformes; Salmonidae. Gene Ontology annotation, molecular function: DNA-binding transcription factor activity, RNA polymerase II-specific; RNA polymerase II cis-regulatory region sequence-specific DNA binding; I-SMAD binding.